CGCUCCGCCAGCACCAUGCCGGGGCUCCGCGCCGCGCUGCCCGCCGCCCUCCUCCUCCUCAGCUCCUUCCCGCCCGCCGCGGCCGAGCAGCCGCCGUGGCCGUGGGCUCCGGGCGUGAUGCACGCGCUGAACCCCAGCGACCGCCAGGCCUCCAGGGCGGCGCGGACAGCGCUGCACUACAGCAACUACUACGGGGCGUCCCCCAGGCUGCUGCGGGCUCUGCGGCAGGUGCUGAAGGCUACCGCCAAGAUCAUUCCAGGAGUUGGUGUGAAGUAUUACCUGCAGUUUACUACUGAAGACUACAUAAAUGGGGAAAAUGCUGGGAGCUGCCUUGCUACAGUCUUGUACCUACAGAAGUCUCCGCCUGAAGUCAAUAUCAAGUGUGCUCACACUCAGGAUAAGAAAGAAAUCCAAGAAGAGGACAACAGAUUUUACCAGUAUCUUCAGCAUCGAACGAAACCAAUAAUUGCAAAUGAUAUUCCAGACAGCCAUGGAAAUAUUGACCAUGCCCAUCUUCCACUGUGGGGCUUGGCUAUUGCUGGUAGCAGUUACAUCAUGUUGGAGAAGUCAACAGAGAACUUGGGUUACUUCAUGGCACAAGUCAAGGCUGUGAAGCAGCGGAUAAGGAAGGACAGUGCUGUUGAGUUUGAAUUCAUGAUCUUGCUCCACGAAACUCCAACGCAGAAAAUAGAUCUCUGUCACAUGCACCUCAUUUGGACACUCGGUCACCCUCUGAAGGUGAAAUACAUCUGCACUUCAGAUAACCAUCGGCUCGAAGAUGGCUCAGGACAGGACUACGGAUCAGCUGCUGGGAUGUUCCAUGAAAAGGAAGGGAAUUUUUAAAAGCGACUGUUAGCUUGAUGCACACAUUAAAUGGGAAACCUCUGUGUAA
Lagopus leucura (white-tailed ptarmigan) is the source of this 892-nucleotide messenger RNA. Its product is annotated as ovocalyxin-32-like. The coding region runs from base 16 to 843 and encodes 275 amino acids. Gene Ontology annotation, molecular function: metalloendopeptidase inhibitor activity. The transcript has 6 exons. The record is from RefSeq and is a predicted model, not a curated record. NCBI's taxonomy places the organism in Eukaryota, Metazoa, Chordata, Aves, Galliformes, Phasianidae.